AUGUCCCUCUCACUGUCGUCUGCUCCAAACAUCGUCUGGAGACUAUAUGUCGACUCCUUGUGGCGGUGGACGGACCAGCCAACAUCAUGGAUCUCCCACACUGCAUAUGUCUGCCGCAUUCUUGCGAUUUUGCUCAUCAUCCCUUUCCUUCUCCUCAUUCUUGUGGACAUUGUCUCGUACGGAAUAGCGCGAACCCUUGGGGUCAUCGAUCUCACCGAUGCAUCGACAAGCGACAACAAGACAAUCCACGGCACUGGCAAGGGCAAAGGCCGGGUUCCAGUUGUGCAGAUCAUGCCGUCUUCGCCUGACGCUAUGACCACGGUGACCAAGACAGAGGGUCGGCCUGCACUCCAAUGCGACAUAAGCCCCCUCGAUACGCUCCCCCCACUGAACAUGGAAAACGCGAGCCCCUCCCAGGAAGCAUAUUUCACCUCAGAGCCAAACAGCUUGAAGUUGUCCGGUGUUGGUCUCUUCUCUCCAGCCGCCUCGCGUCCGCCUUCGCCAACGAUCACCCGAAAAAGUUUGCCGCCAGACGAGAAGCUGGUCGAUCUCGACGAGGAAGAGGGCAUUGUGUUUAGAAAGCGGGCCACGCGUAAGCCCCAGGGUCAUGACGAAGACGAGCGCCAAUAA
Molecule: messenger RNA, 630 nt
Organism: Mycena indigotica
Lineage: Eukaryota; Fungi; Basidiomycota; Agaricomycetes; Agaricales; Mycenaceae
Exons: 2
Coding region: 1-630 (209 amino acids)
Source: RefSeq, a predicted model, not a curated record